AUGUUUUCAGUCUUUGACCGCAACAAGACUUUCAAGCCGCGCCGCAAGAUAGAGGCCUCCAACCCACGUUACGAAGUACACAAACUCGCACAUGAAGUUUUGAAGGCUUCUCUCGACACCGGAAACUUACGAGAGGCUGUCAAAGUUCCCGACGGCUACGAUGUCAACGACUGGAUCAGCGUCAACGUCGUCGACCUCUUCAAUCAGGUCAACCUCAUCUACGGUUCUAUGUGCGACAAAUGCACCUCCUCCUCCUGCCCCGUUAUGUGCGCCUCCCCAAAAUACGAAUACCUGUGGGCAGAUAAUGACCGCCACAAGACCGCCGUCAAGGUCUCCGCCCCGAAAUACAUCGGCUUGCUCAUGGAUUGGGUCGACAAGCAACUAUCCAAUGAGGCUAUGUUCCCUUCUAUGGAGGAGACCAAGUUUCCAGAAAACUACGGCUCUAUCGUCAAAACCAUUAUGCGUCGUCUUUUCCGUGUCUACGCUCACAUUUUUCACUCCCAUCUUGACGAAAUUGUAGCCUGUCGUGCUGAAGCUCAUCUUAGCACGUGUUUCAGACACUUUAUGUAUUUUGGCUGGCUCUUCAACCUCUUACCCCCGAAAGAGCUCGAACCUCUGAAAGAUGUCAUCGCGUCUUUGUAA
This is a messenger RNA of Chondrus crispus (carragheen), 642 nucleotides long. RefSeq lists its product as hypothetical. The coding region runs from base 1 to 642 and encodes 213 amino acids. NCBI's taxonomy places the organism in Eukaryota, Rhodophyta, Florideophyceae, Gigartinales, Gigartinaceae. Gene Ontology annotation, molecular function: protein kinase activator activity. The transcript has a single exon. The record is from RefSeq and is a predicted model, not a curated record. Gene Ontology annotation, biological process: positive regulation of protein phosphorylation; signal transduction. Gene Ontology annotation, cellular component: nucleus; cytoplasm.